Molecule: messenger RNA, 3558 nt
Organism: Larimichthys crocea (large yellow croaker)
Lineage: Eukaryota; Metazoa; Chordata; Actinopteri; Sciaenidae
Gene: selenoo1
Product: selenoprotein O1
Exons: 9
Coding region: 237-2309 (690 amino acids)
Source: RefSeq, a predicted model, not a curated record
UUAGUGAGGAUAUAAUGAUGUUAUAUGUCGCUGUAUAUUUAUAAUGAUUUCAACAUUAACUUGGUUUGAUAUUUGAGUUUCGAUCCGUCGUUCAUGUUCGUUUCCAGUCGGACAAAUAAUAAUGUUACACCGGUUGUCUCGCAAACAUCCGUCGUAACUUCAGGAUUAUGAAAGCAUGACUGGUAACCACGUUAUAACUGCGCCAGCGACAUAAACGGACAGAUGGCCCCGGUUGCAUGGCUUAUUUAAGACCUCGGCUGGGACUGUCACGCAUCUUCCUCCCCGGUGUGUCCGCGGUCAGGCUCUUCUGUUCGGUCGGCAUGGACGACAUGGGUCUGGCUAUGAGUCGUUCCCCGCUGGAGCGGCUCGACUUUGACAACGUCGUGCUGAGAAAACUUCCCCUGGACACCUCCGAGGAGCCCGGGGUGCGGCAGGUGAAGGGAGCGUGUUUCUCCCUGGUGAAGCCGCAGCCGCUGGUCAAUCCCCGGUUCGUGGCUGUGUCCCAUGAAGCCCUGGCGCUGCUGGGGCUCAGCGGUGAGGAGGUCAUGGACGAUCCGCUCGGACCGGAGUAUCUCAGCGGAUCCAAAGUUAUGCCUGGAUCCGAGCCUGCUGCUCACUGCUACUGCGGACACCAGUUCGGACAGUUCGCCGGGCAGCUGGGCGACGGGGCGGCAUGCUACCUCGGGGAGGUGAAGGUGCCACCCGGCCACGAUCCCGAGCAGCUGCGGGAUAAUCCGAGCGGUCGGUGGGAGAUUCAGGUGAAAGGAGCCGGACUGACUCCUUAUUCCAGGCAAGCUGAUGGCCGUAAAGUCCUGCGCUCGAGUAUAAGAGAGUUCCUGUGCAGCGAGGUGAUGUUCUUCCUGGGUAUUCCCACCACCAGAGCAGGCUCCAUCGUGACCUCUGACAGCAAGGUCAUACGAGACGUGUACUACAGCGGGCAUCCUCGCCACGAGAGAUGCUCUGUGGUCCUCCGUAUCGCUCCCACCUUCCUCAGGUUUGGGUCUUUUGAGAUCUUCAAGCAGGCCGACGAGUUCACCGGCCGCCGCGGUCCCAGCUGUGGACGUGAUGAGAUCAGAGGACAGAUGAUGGAUUAUGUCAUUGAGAUGUUUUACCCCGAGAUCCAGCAGAAUUACCCUGAUAGGGUGGAGAGGAAUGUGGCUUUCUUCAGAGAGGUGAUGCUCCGUACGGCUCGACUCGUGGCUCAGUGGCAGUGUGUCGGUUUCUGCCAUGGAGUCCUGAACACAGACAACAUGAGCAUCCUGGGACUCACACUGGACUAUGGUCCAUAUGGCUUCAUGGACAGGUUUGAUCCAGACUUCAUUUGCAACGCCUCUGACAACUCUGGUCGAUACUCGUACCAGGCCCAGCCAGCUGUCUGCAGGUGGAACCUGGUGAAGCUGGCAGAGGCUCUCGCCCCAGAGCUGCCACCAGACCGCGCUGAAGCCGCCAUUGAUGAGUACAUGGCUCUGUAUAACGGCUUCUACCUAGAGAAUAUGAGGAAGAAGCUGGGCUUGUUGAAGAAGGCCGAGCCUGAGGACGAGAUCCUGAUCACUGAGUUGCUGCAGACCAUGCACAACACAGGUGCUGACUUCACCAACACCUUCCGCAGCUUGAGUCAGAUUUCCUGUCCCACUGAGGGAGAAGGUGAGGCAGGGGAGGACCUCAUCAAGAAAGCCACAGACCUUCUGCUGGAGCAGUGUGCCUCCUUAGAGGAGCUCAAGGCUGCCAACAAACUCACAAUGGAUCCCCGUGAGCUGGCGAUGCUCCUCUCCAUGGCUCAAAGCAAUCCAGCGCUGUUCCAGAUGAUCUCAGACAGGGCAACAAUUGCGAGGCAGUUAGACAGACUCAGCAAAUUGAAAGACCUGACGGAGACCAGCCAGGAGGAGCUGAAAACCAAACAUGCUGAGGAGUGGAGCCACUGGAUCACACGCUAUAGGAAGCGUCUGGCUCAGGAGCUGGAAGGCCAGAGUGAUGUGCAGGCCGUGCAGGAGGAGAGGGUGAGGGUGAUGGACGGCACUAACCCUCGUGUGAUACUCAGGAACUACAUUGCCCAGAAUGCAAUUGAGGCUGCUGAGAAUGGAGACUUCUCUGAGGUCCAGCGGGUCCUCAAAGUUCUGGAGAAGCCUUUCUCUUUGCAGCCAGGUCUUGAACUACCUGCGUGGGCGGGCAAAGGAGAGUCAGCUGAACGAGGGGAGAGGGACGAAGGAGAGGAACAGCAGCAAGAGGCUGCGUCUACAUCUACAGCCAGAAAUCCUGUCCCUUACGACAGCAAGCCUCCAUCCUGGGCACAUGAAAUCUGUGUCACAUGAUCUUCGUAAUAACUUCCUUGACUUUCCUGCCUAAAGUGUUAAGAGAGUUUAUUGGGUUUACCUUUUAUAUCACCCCCCUCUAUUCCAUUCACUGUGCAACUCUCUAAUACUUUGGCAGGCAGCGUCAGGGAAGCUAGAAUGAGGCACGACACCUCAUAGGUUACCUAGAUGAAUCAAAGCAGACAGGGGAAAACAUUCUUUUUCACAAUAUAUGAUAUGUGCCAGGAAAUAGCUUUGAAGUGAUUAUUUUAUUCCAUGACUUGACAUUUUUGCUUCAAACAGGAUGUUACAGCGUGCUUUUACAUCAGAAUUUACUGAAUAUGUGGAAUUUGAUAGACCAAGGGAUUGACAGAUCCAAAUAUCCACAGCAACAUUUUUAAGGUGGUAUUUUUGUGGAUGUCACUGAAUCCCAGAGGCAUUAAGUGAGGGGGAAAAAACAAGAAACAUUACCGUUAAAGAAAGACAUACAACAAAAGAUUGCAUUACAUCCAAAAGCAUUUUGGAAACUUUACAAAAAAGCCCCUCGGCUUGAUCCCUGUCUGCUUGGUGUUCACUUAUUAAUGACGACUCAGACAACAAGUCCUACAGUGGCCUGUCUGACUCUGACAAACUGUGAGGUGUCACCUCAACAUAUACCAAAUAAUGUGUGUGAGUGUGAGUGUGAGUGUGAGAGAGACAGUGAGAAAGCAGGAGGUGAUUUUGGCACAUAUAUGUGGGUGAAAGUGAAACUUGAUCUUUAAAGCCGCAGUAGACACAUGCACAACAUAUUGUCCUAGAAUAGAAAACAUUUUUUGCCGCUUGUCAGAGCACCGCUUUAAACAAACAUAACCAUUUUCUGUUAUCUAACAUGUGUCAGUGGGCACUGAGCUACAAUGAAGUCCAGAGUCAACAAAGUAAAAAUGAGAACCGCAUGUUAUAUUAUGGCUUUUUUAGUCAGGACCAUGCAAACUUAACAGGGGAAGCUCACUACACAUUGAGCCACAAAUGUGAUGCUAUCAGGUGUGAAUCUGUCAAAAGGGAAAAACAAACCUUCACCGCCAUUCAUGAAUCACAUCAGUCAUAACAUGCACUAUUUGAAUCAGUUGGUCUGACAAAUGAAUUCAAAAUAAACCAUUAAAGCUGGUUCCACAUAAAGGCAAGAAAUGGACUUAAAAUGAGAUUAUUUUAUUUUGAUAAAUAUGAUUUUUUUUUAGUUAAGCUAUUCUAUAAUUGUAGCCUUAACGUGUUCUAAUAAACUGAGCAACCUAUA